Messenger RNA from Diaporthe amygdali, 1476 nucleotides. RefSeq lists its product as uncharacterized. Lineage: Eukaryota; Fungi; Ascomycota; Sordariomycetes; Diaporthales; Diaporthaceae. Bases 1 to 1476 code for a protein of 491 amino acids. The transcript has 4 exons. The record is from RefSeq and is a predicted model, not a curated record.
AUGUUUUUCUUUUCCUUUUUCCUACGAGCUUUCGACAGCAAAAGAUCGCAUGUCUCUGGGGAUUCCACGACAACACAACACUCGGCAGACCCGCCUCCGAGCAAUACAAAUAUUACUCCGUCUCACCCGGGCACAAAAAACCUAAGCAGCCAGAUUCUGCCCGAUACCAGCACCGCCGGUGGCGCCUUUCCAAUCGGAAACACCAGCACACAAUUUACUGCAUGCCCCCAGCCCAACUUCAUUGAACCUUCAAGGCCCAAAACGCUUGUGUGGGCUUGCGAUGGAACCGGCCAGAAGGGCACAGCGAACGAUGGUGUCGCCAAGAGCAAUGUCUUCAAACUUUGCCAGAUGCUUAAGGGUGCAAGCCGGGUGGAUGACCCUUCACACAAAGUGGUGGUGAUCUAUCACGAUGGGCCCGCUGCAGAUAUGCAAAGUAGCUCGAAAGCAGACAAGAUGAAAAACAUAGAGAAAGCUAUGUUAGGUUCGGAUGUUGACGACCGUAUCAUGGCGGGCUACUAUGCGCUUUGCGAGAAUUACAACACAGACGAUGAGAUUGUUCUCAUCGGGUUCUCUAGAGGCGCCUUCGUCGCCAGGUGUAUCCAAAGCAUCAUGUGUUUCGCAGGAGGCCUGCUGGAAUUUGACUCUGAGGAAUCAAGCCAGUGCAGAGCGGACCAGGUUAAAAGUCUCUACAAAUUAUGGGAAGAGGCCGCUGGGAACCCAUGCGUUUUCCCACUUGAAAAACGACGCAAAUUUAAGAUAAGACUCCGUUCUGGCAAAGUCAAGCACUUGGUUUUAUUCGACACUGUCGCCUCCGUUCGAAAGACUACAGUAUUUGGAUUCCAUCAGCAACUCACCUUUGUCGACUCAACGCUGGCAAGCAACGUGGACUACGUGAGCCAUGCAAUGGCAUUACAUGAUCAUCGGGAGCUAUUCUUCCCCAUCCCCAUCACAGAGUGCGAUAACCCAAACACAAGAGCCGUAAACAUGUGGUUCGCAGGUAUCCACAAAGAUGUGGGCGGUGGAAACGGUAGGGAGGGAUUUGAGCGGUUCCCUCUCGCCUGGAUGAUGGGACAAAUCAGAACCAUCAACGGAAUUGACCUCAACAGAGUCACCACCACGUACGCUGGUCAGCAGCAGAACCCGGAUACCAUGGACUGGAGCUACGCGGAGACGAAAAAGCUGGCUGAUUCCAACAUCCUCGGAGAAUGGCGCAUUCCGGCCUGCCAGCAGUGGAGCUGUGGAAAGGCCAUACAUAUUGUAUGGCCGGAAAAGGCUCCCUACAAGAUGUCCUCAGUCGGGUCCGCCACCGACAUGGCGAUUGGGGAUGUCUUCAAGUCCUACGACUCCGAAGGAAGCAGAGAAAGGACUAUGGAAGUUCCCGAGCGUCAUAAGUCGGGCGGCAAGGCAGCCCACGUGAAAGAACUCAUACAAGUACUUGAAGACAUAGUCUGCGACGAGAGCCCUAUACACGGCUAG